Molecule: messenger RNA, 1402 nt
Organism: Tribolium madens (black flour beetle)
Lineage: Eukaryota; Metazoa; Arthropoda; Insecta; Coleoptera; Tenebrionidae
Product: UDP-glucuronic acid decarboxylase 1
Exons: 5
Coding region: 104-1342 (412 amino acids)
Biological process (GO): D-xylose metabolic process
Cellular component (GO): cytoplasm
Molecular function (GO): UDP-glucuronate decarboxylase activity; NAD+ binding
Source: RefSeq, a predicted model, not a curated record
UUAGAAUGAAAAUCACUAAAAUGUGUCAGUAAUGUCAAUUACGAAAUUUUAAACCAAUUAAAAUAGAUUUUAAUGGACAUAAAAUGCAAUAUUGUUGCGUAACAUGAUUCAGGUUACUUGGAAGAUUAAACAUUUGCUCGUAUUGGUGGCGUCUCUUUCUAUUCUAUUGUUGAUUUUUAUUAAGUAUAAUCGGCAAAAGUCGGCCGAAAAUGUAUACAAUUUACACUUAUAUCAAGACCAGCUCGAGUACAACAAGAACCUUCUUAAAGAAGCCUCUGAAAGAAUACAAGAAUUGGAAAAUAAAAUCUUAGCUCUUGAGUCAAGGGUACCCAGAACGUACCCCGAAGUAAAGUUCCUAAACUACCUCUCGAGAAAACGUAUUUUGAUAACUGGCGGUGCCGGUUUUGUGGGGUCACACCUUGUAGAUAGAUUAAUGCUCCAAGGUCAUGAAGUCAUAGUCGCUGAUAAUUUUUUCACGGGGCGGAAACGCAACGUUGAACAUUGGAUAGGUCAUGAGAAUUUCGAAUUAAUUCAUCAUGACAUAGUGAAUCCUUUAUUUAUUGAAGUUGACGAGAUUUAUCAUCUCGCGAGCCCCGCUAGUCCUCCCCAUUACAUGUAUAACCCCGUCAAAACGAUUAAAACUAACACCUUGGGUACAAUAAAUAUGUUAGGCCUUGCUAGAAGACUGAACGCCAAAAUCCUAAUCGCCAGCACUUCAGAAGUGUAUGGAGACCCAGACAUUCAUCCCCAACCUGAAACGUACUGGGGACACGUCAAUCCAAUAGGCCCUCGUGCAUGUUACGACGAGGGUAAAAGAGUCUCAGAGACUUUAACUUAUGCUUAUGCCAAACAGGAAAACAUGCAAGUCCGGGUCGCCCGCAUCUUCAACACUUAUGGCCCCCGAAUGCACAUGAAUGACGGGAGAGUCGUCUCUAAUUUCAUUCUCCAAGCGCUACAAAAUGACGUAAUUACGAUUUACGGGUCUGGGGAACAAACUCGAUCGUUUCAGUACAUUUCCGAUUUAGUCGACGGGUUGGUAACACUGAUGAAUAGUAACUAUACUCUCCCAGUGAACUUGGGGAAUCCCGUAGAACAUUCAAUUAAUGAAUUUGCGUCAAUCAUUAAAGAUUUAGUGGGCGGUCGAAGCAAAAUCAAUCAUUUGGCGGAGGUGGAGGACGAUCCGCAGCGACGCAGGCCAGACAUCACCCGCGCGAAAAAAUACCUAAACUGGGAGCCAAAAGUGGAUCUCAACACCGGCCUCCAAAAGACUGUUGACUAUUUUAGACAAGAAUUGCACCGGUUUAAGCACUCACAAAGGAAUAAGUUUUUACCUAAAUUGUGAUAAUUAUAGUUUUUAAUUGUUUUAAUAAAAAUUUUAAAAUUAUGGGGAUUUUUUCGCGUG